UCUGUCAGGUUAACCGAGCAACGUAUUUUUGUUCCUGUGUCAACGAAAAAAGGAGAAAAAAAACAGCAGCCAGUGGGAACCCAAUAAGUUUCCAUCAAAUACUUAAUUUUCAUCCCACAUUUGCGGAAAGGCCGCAUCCCGUCAUCUAAAACCCGCAGUUUUUGAAGAACUCCUCAUAAAGAUGAACGCCAAUGUGGAGAAUUUGCCCCCUCACGUUCUUCGCUUGGUGUACAAAGAAGUUUCCGCUUUAGCUGCAGACCCUCCAGAAGGCAUCAAGAUCUACCCCAGUGAUGAAGACAUAACCGAACUUCACACAGCCAUAGAAGGACCCGAGGGAACCCCGUUCGCUGGCGGCGUGUUCCGAAUGCGUCUAGUCCUCGGGAAGGACUUCCCCGCUGUUCCGCCCAAGGGGUAUUUUCUGACCAAGAUUUUCCACCCCAACGUGGGCCACAAAGGCGAGAUCUGUGUCAACGUUUUGAAAAGGGAUUGGAAAGCAGAACUGGGGCUCAGACACGUUUUGCUCACAAUCAAAUGUCUCCUCAUCCACCCUAACCCGGAGUCGGCCCUCAACGAGGAAGCGGGUCGCCUGCUCCUGGAGGACUAUACGGAAUACGAAGCCCGCGCCCGCCUCAUCACCGAAAUCCACGCCAUGACGGUACCCGGCAGCUCUUCGGGGGCCUCGCAGGAACCCAGCGACGGACCUCAGCCCAAGAAGCAUGCGGGCGAUCUCGCCAAGAGGGCGGGAGCCGGCGCGGCCGCCGUGCCCGCCGCUCUCGGAAACGGCGCCAGCGGCAGCGGCAGCAGCAGCAGUAGUAGUAGUAGCUCCACCAAUAACAUCGCAGUGAAAAAGAAAGCAGAUAAAAAGCGUGCAUUGAGGCGACUUUAAUGCCUUUUAUGCAACAUUUUCAGUGCGUCUGCUUGCGUGUGUGCGUGUGGAAGAGUGUAAAUAAAGAUAUCCAAGUUGUUUUAAGGAUUUUUGUUUUCUUUAACCACCAUUCAGACUGUCCACCCCCAAUUUUGCCAAAUUUUAAAAUUGUCCUAUGUGCGAUACCUCAAUGGAAAGCUUAAAAUCUCAGUUUUCUGGGGAAGAAAAAUUUUGAACCGGAGGGCAUUUAAAAAAAAAAAAAAAUUAACAGCAAAACCCUGAGGCAUUAAAAAAAAAAAAAAUUAACAGAAAAACCCUAACUGAAGGUAGGAGCACAUGAGAGCAUAAUUAAAGACGCCGUGAUUUUAACGAGAUGUUAUCUCGUACUUACCUCUUUUCAAUCCAAAAACUCCAUG
Molecule: messenger RNA, 1281 nt
Organism: Corythoichthys intestinalis (scribbled pipefish)
Lineage: Eukaryota; Metazoa; Chordata; Actinopteri; Syngnathiformes; Syngnathidae
Gene: ube2s
Product: ubiquitin-conjugating enzyme E2S
Exons: 4
Coding region: 182-886 (234 amino acids)
Source: RefSeq, a predicted model, not a curated record